This is a messenger RNA of Saccostrea cuccullata (small rock oyster), 791 nucleotides long. RefSeq names its product ASNSD1 upstream open reading frame protein-like. NCBI's taxonomy places the organism in Eukaryota, Metazoa, Mollusca, Bivalvia, Ostreida, Ostreidae. The transcript is spliced from 4 exons. The record is from RefSeq and is a predicted model, not a curated record. Bases 284 to 547 code for a protein of 87 amino acids.
GAAUAACCGGUGUUGCCGUUUUGCCUGCAUUGCCAAGUGACAUUUUCGCUGUAUGACCUUAACUUCAAACGUAAACUUUAUGUGGAUUUCUUUUUCCGUUUAGCCUUUGUCUAUUCAUGGCUAAUAGCUGUCAUGCUAAAGCCCAAACCUAAGGCUUUUGAUCGGAUUCUGAAGAGGACUUUGAUUUUUGUUUCUUUCCCUUAUUUACUGUACACAUUUUACAAAUUGUAUGAAGUUUACGGUGUUAGACAAAAGGAUAAAGCAGCAAAGAAAUUAAAAGAAAAUGGAGAACCAGAACCACAAGUUUCAAGAACAGAAAGUCUUAGAGACAGAGUUAGCAAGCUUGAAGAAGGGAGCAAAAGUGUACAAGCAGCAGCAAAAUAGUAAUGUCUUCUUCCAGACAAAGGCAGAGGAGGUUAUGAAGGAAUGCAAAAAUACAAUGGAGGGCCUUAUUAAAGAAUACAAGUCUUUAGAGAAGCCAGAGUGUGAAAAUGACACUGAAAAUGAUGAUGCAGAUACAGAGCCCAUACCGGAAGCAGGAAGUUAAUCUUCAAUUAAGGAAGUGGGAAAUCUGAUCACCAUCAAGGAAGAAGAAAAGUUUGUCUAUACAGUCAUUUUGUUGGAAGACCUUGAUUCAAUCUUUGACAUUUUAAUUAAUUACAAUAUAUAUUAUAUUUUGAACUGUGCAUAAAGUAUUGAUUUUAAUGAAUGAACCCUAAAAUGAAUGAAAUAUACAUUUUGUAUUAUAUGAAAUUAAAAUGCCUCAGUUUAUGAGGUUUUCUAAAAAAUUA